GGUACUUAAAAUUUAAUAUAUCACUUUAUAAAAUCCAACAAAUACCCACCAAAAGUUGAACUUCAGACACUCUUCUAUACAAUUUGUUCUGUUUUUCUAUUGAUCUCCGUGUGAACGUUAAUACCACAUCCUGCUGCAAUUAUUACACACUAUUUUUUUGUGGCAGAUACUCAAUUAGUAUUUCAUAAUUUUCAGGUAAGCGUGUAUUUGUAGUUUUCUUUUUUAUUGGUUCAUAGAAAAUGAUGAACAAUGAUGAAAGAGAAGAGGUUAAUCCACCCUUUUCGAUUCUCCAGAGAUUGGAUCGCCUUGAGCAUCAGAUGCUGUUUCUGGAAGAAAGGCACGGUUAUGGAGCACCAAAUUUGGCUGUUGUUGCUGACAAAUGUCUGAAACCAGAAGAACAGUGCAAGAGCAUGUUCUCUGCCCUUGAAGAAGUUCACCACAAAGGCUCGUUACUGGAGCGGGUAGCAGUGCUAGAAAAUCGAUUAAUUCAGCUGAGUAGGGACAUGGACUUGGAAAACACAUCAAGGUCUAGUUCUUCCAAUGCUGCAGUAACUGAAAAGUUGGGAAAUGGGUUAGGAUCAUUAGAGGCUAGGGGACCAAAUGAGGGUAUGAAUAUGAUCACCACGAUUCAAGAGAAGCAGGGUCCUUUUGUAACACAAGGUGAGGAUAGCAUUGUUCUGGAAGCUUGUUCAUUAAACUCACCAUCUUGUAGGGCACAAAGAAGACGAAUCAAGGCCAUAUCUAGAAUGGGUUGUUACAGGAUGCUCAAGUGGUUGAAAUUGGGAUGUUGAUGUUAGAUUUUGUGGCAUUGUAUCUUUCAAAAUUUCUAUAAUUCCCGGCUUAACUUGGAAGUGUUGUAAGUUGUAACCAAAUAAUUAUAUCUAUUGGCUUGAUUUCAUUCCACAAUAGAAAAACCAUAAACACAUAACCCAAGUCAUACAUUACAAAAUCGGAAUGUUCUUGAUCAAAGUGCUUCCAAGUUUCGUCAUCAUACAAUUGAACUUCUCAUGUUCUCAUAGUGCUACCUCAUUUAUCCGGUGGCUUGCAUUGAUGUAAAUAUUUUUUGUAGUCUUCAAGUUUGAAGCAAAUAUAACAUCCCUUUUGAU
This is a messenger RNA of Glycine soja, 1106 nucleotides long. RefSeq lists its product as uncharacterized. The record is from RefSeq and is a predicted model, not a curated record. Lineage: Eukaryota; Viridiplantae; Streptophyta; Magnoliopsida; Fabales; Fabaceae. The transcript is spliced from 4 exons. Bases 240 to 791 code for a protein of 183 amino acids.